Molecule: messenger RNA, 5674 nt
Organism: Hypanus sabinus (Atlantic stingray)
Lineage: Eukaryota; Metazoa; Chordata; Chondrichthyes; Myliobatiformes; Dasyatidae
Gene: tmem98
Product: transmembrane protein 98
Exons: 7
Coding region: 166-846 (226 amino acids)
Cellular component (GO): endoplasmic reticulum
Source: RefSeq, a predicted model, not a curated record
CUUUUCAAAUGAUUGGAGCUUGUGUGGAAACAGUGGUUCAGGUAGAAGACUGGAGAUAGAAUUACAGGAAAGGUGACAGAGAGAGAUAAAAUGAAGUCUUAAAAGCACCUAUAGAAAUACGGAGGAUCAUCCAACUUAAAACAUACAGUACACUGUGCUAUUGCCAUGGAGACGGUGGUUAUCGUGGCAAUUGGAGUCCUUGCAACAAUAUUCCUGGCAUCAUUUGUGGCUCUUGUGGUUGUCUGUAGACAUCGAUACUGCCAGCCCAGCAAUCUAUUGCACCAGUUUGACUCAAAACCAACAGUGGACCUGAUUGGAGCAAUGGAGACCCAGAGCGAGCCCUCAGAACUGGAACUGGAUGACGUUGUUAUCACCAACCCUCACAUUGAGGCAAUCCUGGAAAAUGAAGAGUGGAUAGAGGAUGCUUCGGGCUUGGUGUCACAUUGCAUUGAAAUUCUCAAGAUAUGUCAUACUCUAACUGAGAAACUUGUUGCCAUGACGAUGGGAUCAGGGGCAAAGAUCAAAUCGCCAGCCAGGCUGAGUGACAUUAUUGUGGUAGCAAAGAGGAUUAGCCCAAGGGUGGACGAUGUUGUGAGAUCGAUGUACCCUCCACUGGAUCCCAAGCUCCUGGAUGCUAGAACCACUGCCCUCUUGCUCUCUGUCAGCCAUCUUGUAUUGGUUACGAGGAAUGCCUGUCACAUGACUGGAAGCUUCGACUGGAUUGACCAAUCACUCUCCUCAGCCGAGGAACAUAUGUCAGUGCUAAGGGAGGCAGCUCUGGCAAGUGAGUCUGAGAGAAACCUCAUGGGUUGUGACAACUUCUGCCAGGAGCAGUCUGCAAUUUAGCCCCAAGGCUGGGUUGACAAUGGAGUAGAAGACAGCAUGGACUCUCCCAGCUCAAAUAGCUCAAUUUUAACUUAGAACUAUUCUAUAAACAUCAUAGCAUGGCUUAAUCAUUCUCUGAAGUGUUUUACUUAAAGUUAAUGAAGACUGUGUUCUACUGUUGACUUUUGGACAUGAAAUUAAUCAUAGUCCUUGAUUCUACUUGAUUUUUUAUUACUGUUUAUGAAAAAUUUAUUAAGAGCAUUUUUGAUAACUGUAUCUUUACAUUCCAAUCAAUCUCAUGUUUCUGCUUAUUGCUUUUACUACCUUACUUACAAUCUAUCGUCUCUUUGCUGACUGUAUAUAUUCCUAGAAAUAUCAUUUUCUCAUAUUGCCUUCCUAAAGUUAAAAGUUGCAGAGAACAAUUACAAAGAUGUUGCUGGCUCUGGAGGACCUAAGUUUUUGAUGUUUGAGUAGUUCGGAUAGGUGCGUAGAUAGUAGGGAUUUGGAGGGCUAUGGUCCCGGUGCAGGUCGUUGGGGGUAGGCAGUUUAAAUGGUUUCAGCAUGGACUAGAUGGGCCAAAGGAUCUGCUUCUGUGCUGUAUUUCUCUUUGACUCUAUGAUUAAAUUAGUAAUGAAAUAUAAAGUCCUAAAAUGAGAGAGUGAUCUUUCCGUAGUUUAUUAGGUAGUGGCUGUGAGUGGUUUACAUUGAACAGGAUAAUUGUAAACUACUUGAAUCUCUCCUUGAUAAUGAGUAGAGAGUUUACUUGCCAUCUGAUGUCCCAAGAUUCCUUGAAACUCUGUAAAGGAUUUUAAUUGAUUUGGAAAUUUCUCACAAUUAUUAGUGGCAUGAAACAUGUAUUACAGGUUUGUGUUGAGAUUGGACCACAAAAUGUUAACAGAGAGUAUGAGCAAGUGAACUGGUUUGUGAAUGUUGUGUUGAUGGAAGGCAAAAGUAGGAAAGUCUUGUCACAAGGGCAAUAGGUGUUGAGAUCACACCAGGGAACAAUCCAUUUGGAUUUGGUCAAUGAAAGACAUAUUUUGCAGCUGGUGGAACAAAGAUAUGCCAGGGUGAUUCCUGAGAUAAGUGAAUUGACAACUGUAUGGUGUUUAUGUGGAAUGGUGCUUAUAUUUUCUGGAGUUUAUAAGAACUACAGGGGAUUUAUUUUAAAAAUAAUGUAGCUUGCCAGGAUAGCUCCUCUUAUGCUGGGGGAACGUAAAACUAGGCGCCAUCGCUUCAGAACAUUAGUCUGGCAGUUGAGGUUAAAAAAAAAGAUGAUUUGUCAGAAGUUGGAGUAUCUUGGAAAUUCUUUAUCCAGGGAACUGUGGAUAUUGAAUUAUUAAAUGUAUUCAUGGCUGACGUAGAUUGAUUUUUGACAUAGGAAACCAGGGCUAUUGAAACUGACAAAAACAAAAUGGAGGUAAAACUCUCAAAAUCCAAAGCCCAGAACAGUCAGUGUCAUACUGAAUUGUGGAGCAAGUAGAAGAUGCAGAAUGGCUUACUUCUACUCCAAUUAUUUAUGUUUUUACCUGCUCACUGCUUUUAACAAAGAUGAUAUUCUGUUUAUUUUAAACAAAGUGGCAAGAUAGCAGAUCUGAGGCUGGAAUUUUAUUCAACCAAUAUGUGAGUAAUAUCAUAAGGUGCAAUUUCUAAUCAUAUAUGUUAAAAAGGUAAGGCAAGGCUAAAGAGGAAAUCAAAGAACCUCAAGUCAUGCAUGAUUCUCCCAGCUGUUCUCCAUUUUAUAUUUGUGGGAGCUAACUUUUCAUUCUUGAACUUUGUACUGCAACUAAUGUAUUCUAAUCUGAGAAGGAGUCUGUGAUAUUUAUUCUGAGACAAUAGUUAAUAUAGGAUCUGCCCUCAAUUACAGCACCAUCAAUUAAUAGGUGUUCCAAUUGUUUAAAAGUAUGAAAGUGGGAGCAAUUAGAGCCAAUUGGUAAUCUGUUUAAUGUCCUGCUAAUGGGCACAAGUACCUGAAAUGCUAUUGUUCUUAAACCUAAUAUGUACACCUUAUUAAUGUGUGUAUUUUAACUCAUUGGUAUGGCAAUUGGAGCAACCAAGUACACUAUUUAUUGGCCAUUUGGAAUUUUCCUUGCGAGGUGGUGGUAAAUUGCCUUCUUGAACUACAGCAGUCUUUCUGGUGAAGGUAGUCCCAUGGCCCUGUUGGGUAGGGAGUGCUGGGAUGUAGACUUGGUGACAGUGAAGGUAAUGGCUGCAUGCAGUGAAAAUACUCCUGCCUUUCGUAUGGUGAAAGUGAUUGGGUAAUACCAUUCAAUUAGAUAUCAAUUAGCCUCCCAAGUUGGCUUGAGUGAUUGAAAUUGAAUUUGUGCACCAAAAAAACUAUUAAUUGUCCUCCACACUGUAUUUUUUCACCCCGUUUGUCUUGGUAAAAGCUGCUGGUCAUUUCCAUUUUCUUCUAAUAGAUAUCUUUUUCCCCCAGAAUAUAUCAACUUUGGUGCAUAAAGGAUUCCUGUAAGGUCUAAAUAAUUUUUUUUCCAAUCCAGUUAAUAAAAAAUGCUGCAAUUUUAUGGUACCUUCUGUAAUCCAUAAUGCCCCAAAAUGCUUCACAGCCAAUGAAGUACUGUUGAAGUUCACUAUGUAUUGGAGUAACACACAACAAGCUCUCAAUACAGCACUGUGAUAAAGAUUAGAUACAUUCCUAGGCAGAACAAAGGAUAUUUCACACCUUUGGUACUCCAGAUAUGUGCCUCGGGAUGUUUACAUCCAAUGAAAAGAAGGGGCAAUACGUUAUUUGUAAUGCCUCAUCCAAAAGCUGGCAAGUCCACUAGUGCAUCUCGCAGGUCAGCACUGCACUGAGAUGAGCCUAGACAUUUGUACCCAAGUCUCUGCUCAGGCCUUCCUUUCUGCAUUCUGACUCCCUUUCUAUGCACAAUGAAACAACUUAAAUGAAAGGAACACAGUUUAACUCAAGACCACUGGCACAGAAAGUGGUUUACAUCUACAGGCUGGGAUCAUAAGAUCUCCAUAAAAUGGGGUAGAGCCAGUUAAAAAGUGAGUGUCAGCAUUUCAGCUUCCUUUUUGGGAUAGCUCAACUCUCAGACUAAGUGGUGACACAGAACUUUGGAGAAAGGUUCAGUGGGGAAAGAUUUGCAAUGGGUUUGCGUGGUGAAAAUCUUGAUUCAACUUAUAAUACCAAAUAAUAACCAUUAAAUGGAAUGAGUUGCCAGAGGAAAUGGUUGAAGCAAGGAGAUUGCCAACAUUUAAAAGAUAUUUGGGCAGGUACACAGAUAAGAAAGGUUUAAAGAGAUAUGGACCAACGUAGGGAUGGCUUAAAUGGGGAUCUUGCUUGACCUGGAGCAAUUAGGCUGACCAUUUCCAUGCUCUAUAACUCUAUAUGUCCAUUCCAAUCAAAAAUUAUAAUUUGAAUAUAGGUUAUUGCAUAAAUAGAACAUCAACUUAUGUUCUAACAUGAGGAGCUUUUGAUGGCUCGGGGUCUGAGCUCACUGGAGUUUAGAAGAAUGAGGGGGAGGAUCUCAUUGAAACUUAUUGAAUAUUGAAAGGCCUAGACAGAAAGGAUGUGGAAAGGAUAUUUCCUGUAGCGGGGGAGUCUAGGACCAGAGGGCACAGCCUUAGAAACGAGGGACAUCCAUUUAGAACAGAGAUUAAGAGGAAUUUCUUUAGCCAGAGGAUGGUGAUUCGGUGGAAUUUAUGAUUAGUAAGGAUGUCAAAGAUUACAGGGAGAAGGCAGGACAAUGGGGUUGAGAGGGAUAAUAAAUCUGCCAUGGUGGAAUGGUAGAACAGACUUGAUGGGCUAAAUGGCCUAAUUCUGCUACAAUAUCUUGUCAUGGAAGAGACCCACAAACAAGAGGAACACUAAUAAGUUAAGGAAAAGAAACUAUAUAAAGCACUUAUCAAUGUUUUUUGCACUCCAAGCUGGGUUUGCCUCCGUCUUCAUUUCCCAGCCAAUCCUUGUGUUACAUUAAAUUUUGUUCACACUUGCUUGAUUUUAUCUUCUGAUCUUUCUCAUGCUCUCUUCAUUCUUCCCAGAACAGAGACAUAGAAAUGUUGACUGAGUAGGUUGAAAGGUCGGCACACUGUGGCCCAAAGGGCCUGUACUGUUCUAUGUUCUAAUCCUCUGCCAGGGUAAACGAAGUUAACAGUAACUGGCCCUUAAUCUGAUCUGAAUAAUUGUGAAGUUUUGUGCUUUGACUGGGUCUUGGGGUGUAGUGUUUGUUUUUUUUUAAAUUGCUUACAGUUGUGUAUUUUGCCCAUAAAGACUGGCAUAUGUUAUGCUUCUCAGUUGGUUCCUGAAUUGAAUGACUUGUUUGGCCAGUUCAGAGUGGAAUCGACUUUCAACCACUCUGCCAUUCUGAAGUUAUACUGAGGCCAGACUGGGUAAUUUAAUAGAUUUUCUCCCCUGAAGAACAUAAGUGUAAACCAAUUAGACAUUUGAAAAACUUGGUAAAUUUGCUUCCAUCACAGUCCUGAAUUAUUUAAGAUUAAAAAAUCCUCAGCUGCCUUGAUAAAAUUUAAGCUUGUAUCAAUGAUUGAGCACCUGGACACAAGUCUGAAGGGCAAUCACUAUGCUAAUAGGGACAGUAUCUGUCCAUUUAAAAAUUAUUAAAUACCUGACCACAUCUUCAUAUUUGAAAUACUUGUGACAAGGUUAAAUAUCUGAAGAUUUUUCUAAACUGGCAAAGCACUAUGCUGUGUUCCGUUUGAUAGCCGAAUGCUUGUCACCAAUGGUUCGGGAUGUGGAUGGACUAGGAGUUCUUGGUUUCUUGAGUGACCAAUAGCAAAAGUGUAGAAUUCAAACCUGUACCAUUUUAUCAAACUCAUUUGGUUGUUGAAGGUUACAUGGACAAAGCACGGAGGAAAUUAAACUCCAAACUUU